AUGUCGCUCCGCCUCGUGCUGCUCCGCCGCCUUAGCACCACUUCGACCCGGCUUGCCGGCCACUCCAAGUGGGCCAACAUCCGCCACGACAAGGCGAAGAACGACGCCAAGCGGCUGAAGCUCGCGUACCAGCUCGCGACCAAGAUCGAGACGCUGGUGCGGAUGGGGGGCGCCGACGCCAACGCCCUGUUGGACACGUUGGUGGAAAAGGCGAAGAAGAUGAGCAUCACCAAGAAAGUGAUCGAGCUGGCGAUCAAGCGCGGGUUGGGCGAGAUCGCCCGCGACGGGCCCCUGCUCGCCGAGGUCACCUACGAGUUCGUCGGCCCCCACGGGGUGCUGUUUGUCGUCGUCGCCAACACCGACAACAAGGCGCGCACGGUGUCCCAGGUCAAGAACGCCAUGGGCAAGAUGGGCGCCAAUUUGAGCCCGUGCAUGUACUUGUUCCAGCGCAAGGGCGAGGUGAUCUUUGACCCCAAACCCGACGAAACCGUCGACGACGUCGUCGAUGUGGCCAUCGACAUCGGCGCCGAGGACGUCGACGAGUACCACGACGCCGACGAGUACGGCGACGCCCGCUUGUUCCGCGUCGUCACCGACCCGCUGGACCUCCACCACGUCGCCAACGCCCUCAGCGGGCGCGGGUACAAGUUGCGCGACCUGCGCACCAGCUACAUCGCCGACGCCGCCAGCGUCGUCGACGUCCCCGACGACUUCGGCAAGCCCCUCGCCAAGGCGCUCGACGAGUUGGACAACGUCCCCGACGUCGUCGACUACUACAGCAACAUCCGCGACUAA
This is a messenger RNA of Diutina rugosa, 795 nucleotides long. RefSeq lists its product as uncharacterized. Gene Ontology annotation, cellular component: mitochondrion. Bases 1 to 795 code for a protein of 264 amino acids. The record is from RefSeq and is a predicted model, not a curated record. The transcript has a single exon. NCBI's taxonomy places the organism in Eukaryota, Fungi, Ascomycota, Pichiomycetes, Serinales, Debaryomycetaceae.